UUUAUAGAAGUAUAAUAAUAAAUCUACAACAUGGAUAUAGAAACAGUGUACAGAAACGUUCCUUCCUUUACGAAAUUCUACCUGGCUACCUUCAUCAUUAACACUUGAUUGAUCUCUUUCGAGUUGGUUGACUUCACAAACCUGGAAUUAGAUUUUGAAAAGGCAAUCCUGGGGCUACAAUUCUGGAGGUUCUUCACAUGCUUUGCUUUCUACAAUGAGUUCUCGAUCUUAUUCGUUGUCAUCAUCGUCCUAACACAUGUUUGAUUGAGUACGAUAGAACAUUAUUUCAGGAGAAGGAUGCAGGAUUUUAUCUUCAUGAUUGUCUUUGUAUGGGGCUCACAUAUCCUUCUUGGCUUCCUCCUAGACACUCACCAAGACAUGAUGGCUGAAUUUGUGUGAUCCUUCAUGUACAUCUACUGCAGGCGGGAGAGAGAGGAUAGAGUUGAAAUUUUCAGAAUCGCAAUUAAAGCUAGAUUCUUUCCAUGGGUUUGGGUAGUUCUUUGGAAAAUCUCUGGCUACCAAAUUAUCAAAAUCUUAGCAGGAUACACCAUAGGACAUUUAUACGACUACUUGAAAUUUAUAAUGCCUGAAACACUUGGCUAUUCCUUACUCGAAACUCCUAGUUUCCUUAAUUGGUUAGUAUCGAAAAUGGAAAAGCGUCAGCCCCAACAAGCAAAUGAGGUAGACUUGGUUGACCACGGUGAUGCUGGGCCAGUAAUAGGCUAAAUCUUGCUUCCUAAAAUAUUUCUGGAAAGUAUCUCAAAUCAAAAUCACUAACAAAUUAUAUCUAAUAAAAUUGCUGAUGAAAUAUUUUG
Molecule: messenger RNA, 815 nt
Organism: Moneuplotes crassus
Lineage: Eukaryota; Ciliophora; Spirotrichea; Euplotida; Euplotidae
Source: the annotation of a GenBank genome assembly